This is a messenger RNA of Drosophila willistoni, 1258 nucleotides long. RefSeq lists its product as uncharacterized. Gene Ontology annotation, molecular function: protein dimerization activity. The transcript is spliced from 3 exons. The record is from RefSeq and is a predicted model, not a curated record. The coding region runs from base 232 to 1218 and encodes 328 amino acids. NCBI's taxonomy places the organism in Eukaryota, Metazoa, Arthropoda, Insecta, Diptera, Drosophilidae.
GCCAGUGUUGCCGUUUUGGCUUAUUUUCGGCCAGAUCUGACUUAUUUUCAAGAGCGAUUGCGGAUAAAAUUGGGAAAUUGCGGAUAGCGGAAAAUCUGGCUUAUUUAAGAAUCGAAACAGCUAAUUUUUAGCUUAUUUAAUAUAUCUUUUAGUUGUUAUAAUAAAGUUUCCCAAAUGCCGAUUAAUUGACAAAGUUACAGGGUGUGUGACACGAGGUGGUUAUCCAUCGAAAUGGCGGUCACGAGAAUUUUGGAACAAUGGCAUGAGCUUAAGACUCAUUUUGGUAUUGCUGCCAAGGAGGAGAAAUGUCACAAAGCAAUCGUUUUAUAUAAUAUGUUUCAAGAUAAUAUUAACUAUUUAUAUUUAUUGUUUUUGAAACCAAUUUUGCAAGAUAUGCAAAAAGUUAACAAAUGCUUCCAAAGCAAUACUUCAAAUCCAUCGAAAUUGUUAAACGAGCUAAUAUUUGCCAUCAAUUCACUAAAAAUCUACAUAAUAGCUCCAGAUAAAAGUGUAGAUUGUAUAAACGAUGAUGGAUUUGAAAAGUAUGUGACUAGAGACUUGUAUCUUGGAUAUGCUUUUGAAAAACAUAUCAAAUCUGUGAGUAUAUCCAAUGAUGAGGAAAAGUCGAUCCGAGAAAGUUGCACGAAUUUCGUAGUUGAUCUUGUUAAGCAACUAAAGCAGAGGUUACCCGACAAUUUUAAAAUCUUAAAACAAGCCGAUGCUUUUGCAGUAGAAAAUAUUUUAAAAACUAAAAAAAAAAACAUCAUUCCGAUUUUGGAGUUUUUUGGAAUUCCCAAUAUUGACGAAAUUGAACGUCAAUACAAUGAAUUGACACUUAUCUCUUGGGAAAAUACUGAGGACACAAUUAAAUUUUGGGUUGAAGUAUUGAAUUACAGAGACUCGGGCGGAAACAACCGGUUUUCUAAGCUGAGUUCUGUUGCGCUUGAAAUACAUUCUUUACCUUGGUCGAACGCCGAAGUGGAAAGGGUUUUUAGCCAAGUUAAUUUAAUAAAAAAUAAAAUAAGAAAUAGGAUGAACGUUGACACGUUAAAUUCAAUAUUAACCAUAAGAUCCGGAUUGAGCCGACACAACAAAUGUUGCUUUGAUUACAAAGUUUCUUCAAUCUGCCUGAAGUCUAUAGAAAAUGUGGAACAAUUAGAUAAUGAGCCCAAACAGUCUGUAGACAAUCUAAUAGCAGGUUUAAUGUCAUUUAAAUGAACUUUAUAAGUUUAAAUUUCUUUUGUUUUCGUUUUUUUUU